AUGAUUUGUGGCAUCGCUGGUUCGACGCGCAUGAACGUGCAGCACGCCGGGUUCCAUGUGUUGGCACAGGCGUUGGCGGCACAUGAAGUUUGGAGCAUCGAUCCGGUGGACGAGCUACGGGUGCAGGCUUUGCUCUCCGUCGCCCAGAACUUGGUCUCCACUCCCUGGCUCACGCAGCUGCUGCGGAGGUGCGCUGCCCUGGCGCCCUCGUUGGAGCUGAUGCUCGUGGGCUGGAGCUACGGCAAUCACUUCGCCUGCCAUGCUGCGCGCCAGUUGGAGACGCUCGGGAUCUCUCCGCGCGGCAUCUGCACACUGGACGACCGGGCCUCGAAGCCGCCACGUGGAGUCGUCGAUCCUGACAACAUCUGCCAGACGAGGCCUCGCGUCCGCAUUUCGACCGCUGCACUGGAGUUCGUGAGCCCCUGCCAUUUCGUGAGGAAGGAGUCCGGCCUAGAUCCCGUUCGGCUCAUCUUCGGCACCAACGACGAGAUGGCCAGAAAGCGGGCUUUGUACUUCGAGAGAUCCUGCAAAGUCUGGUUGUCGGAAUCCGUCCACCAUGACAUCGCGGUGGUGAGCUCCUGGGACAUCAGAGAACGUCUCCACGAGCAGCAGCGGCCGCGGAGGAAGCGCCGACGGCCGCCCAGAGUCUUUGGGGCUCUUGGCUUCGCUGCCGGCAGACCGCCAAAGGAGCGAGGUGCCGGGGCGAACUUCUGA
Messenger RNA from Symbiodinium necroappetens, 714 nucleotides. Lineage: Eukaryota; Dinophyceae; Suessiales; Symbiodiniaceae. The record is from the annotation of a GenBank genome assembly.